GAAUGGCAGCAAAGGCAACACCGACAUACACAUCUAUUGUGCUUACAAAGUACUCUGAAGUCGACGACAGUUCGUCGCUGGAAGUCCGACGCGAGACCGAGGCACUCGACGCUCCGGGAACGUCUCAGGUGCUUGUCCGGGUUCUUGCUGCUUCGGCCUCGUUCACCGAUGUCAUGAUCCGGCGCGGGCUGUACCCGGACUUACCGGGCAAGCCGCCGUUUGUCAUUGGCUAUGAUCUCGUGGGGGAGGUCUUGGCCCGUGGCGAUGGUGUUCGGGAGGAGCUGACUGUCGGGGCAAGGGUCUCUGCGCUGACGGUGGUCGGCGGGUGCGCGCAGUAUGCUCUCCUUGAUGCCGAGCAUCUGGUCGUGGUGCCGGACGGAGUCGAGACCAACGCCGCUGCCGGUGCCAUCCUUGGCUGGCUCACUGCAUACCAGAUGCUGACUCGAAGUGGAUUCGAGGCUGGUGAGGGCAAGACAGUUCUCGUCCACAGCGCAUCCGGGAGUGUUGGCUCGGCGUUGGUUGUCCUCGCCAAGUCGAUGGGAUGCACUGUCUUUGGCACGGCGUCUGCUAGCAAGCAUGGCUUCUGUAGCGAGCUCGGCAUCGAUGCUUGCUUUGACUAUACGGCCGACGACGUCGCUAGACGAGUGGCUGACCUGGGUGGCGUCGACGCCGUGUUUGACGGCGUCUCGCUGGCCUCGUUCAAGACCUCGUUCAAGAUGCUCAAGUCUGAUCCAGCAGGCGUCCUCAUUCCGUAUGGCUUCUACACAGCCUCGCGUGGCAAGUCCAAAGGCAAGCUUGCAGGCGAGUUCAUCAAGUUUAUGCUCUGGUCAAAGUUCAAGAACAAGUUCUCAUCCAAGACCAUCACGCCGCUGUUCAACGUCGUGACGUUGCGGUCAAAGGAGCCGGAAGCGUUUCGUGCCGACCUAACCCACAUUUUCUCCCUGAUAGCCAGUGGAGUUGUCACGCCGCAUGUUCAUGUGGUCAUGCCGUUGGAGCAGGUACAAGAGGCACACACCGCCAUCACCGGUGGCUCGGUCCGCGGCAAGAUUGUGCUUGAUCCGUGGCCCAAUGGCUACGACCGCUGACCGAGCACUGCGCGCUGCAUGCGAAUGUUCGACGACGGUGAGCGGCGAAUGACACGUCGGCGGCUGCGUGGAGAGCGGUGAGUGCUGGGUGUGGAUGGCGCGAUCCGGACAAGAGGACGGAGCGGCGACGGAGGGCCGUGGAGUUGGGGCGGGUGUUGUGGUGCUAGCACUGCUUCGUGCAGCGAAGGAUGGCUUCUUUCCGAGAUCGGCGGGAGAGCGGCCAACGGCGUCUGCGCCUCAGCGGCGUGAAUGAUGUCGUCGUUGGUCCGCUCAAAUCGCGAAGUCGCGGAGAUGUCGUUGAGAAACUUGUUGAGCCGCGAGCCUGCGAUCCUUGUCCGGACCAGCUCUACUCGAUGACGCCGCGAGGUGUUGGGCGAGACCGGGGUUCGCACCGAGGAGCGCAGUCUGAGUCGCCGCGGCGAGCGAUGGCCCGGAUGCGGAGAGACCGGGCGCGCUGGCGCCGGCGGGCGCUCAACUGGUGCUAGAACUCGUGGCUUUGCAGCGGCUGUGCGCCGAGCGAGCUCUGCGGCAUGUUUUGCAUUCUCGCGUGCAGUCCUGGCGCGCUUCGCGGCGGCUUGCUGGGCAAAGCGGCGCUCUGAUGCAGCGUGGCGUAUGCUCUUCCGGACCGAUCGCUGCAGCUCGACCAGCUCGCCCUGCCGUCGCUGCAUGCUCACGCCCGAUGCGUACGCCACAAAAUCCAUCCGCGAAACCAGAUGCUUAUGAUGAGCCGCUUCGUCCCGCUGCCGCCUGCGCAGCUCGUCGAUGGCCAUCAACUGCACCGGGAGCCGGUCAUUGCCGUCACCAUCACUUGCUGCGGCGUCGUAGUCGUCUUGCGACUGUGAAAGCGACAAAGUACGCGCCGAUAGCGAGUGGUCCGAGUCGGAUUCUGGCCUGGUGGCGGACUCGGACUCGGCGGCGGACUCGGACUCGGCGGCGGACUCGGACUCGGAGUCAGUGACAGGGUCGGCGUCGGCGCUAUGACCGGGGACGGGCUGGCGCGGGGAAGCAAGACCGCGGCGAAGAGGAGAAACUCUACGCGGAUUGUAUGCAGGCGGGCGGGGAGCGAGAGCAGGUGACGGGCGGGUGAGCAUCGAUAGCGGCUGCGAUGGCGGUGGGCGGGCAUGGGAGUGGGGGGGUGGCGGCGUCGGUGCCGCCAUUGCGGGGCAAGAGAGAGAGAGAGUGUGUGUGUGUGUGGGGGGGUGACGUGUACGAGAGUAUGUGUGUAUGUAUGUGUGUGGGGGUGGAGGUGUGGG
Molecule: messenger RNA, 2338 nt
Organism: Thecamonas trahens ATCC 50062
Lineage: Eukaryota; Apusomonadida; Apusomonadidae
Product: Zn-dependent oxidoreductase
Exons: 2
Molecular function (GO): oxidoreductase activity
Source: RefSeq, a predicted model, not a curated record